Rubroshorea leprosula is the source of this 3963-nucleotide messenger RNA. Lineage: Eukaryota; Viridiplantae; Streptophyta; Magnoliopsida; Malvales; Dipterocarpaceae. The record is from the annotation of a GenBank genome assembly.
ACAAUUCCCGUAUCCAACACACAGUUUUAUUCCUCCCAGAUCUCUCUAUAUCCCCACUAUUCACAUUUUCUUUAGCUGCUAUUUUCUCAAGGAUUGUUUUUAAUGCUGAUGAUGGGUACAAAGAAGCUAAAAAUCUGUACUUUUUGCUCAGCUGUGAUCUGGGUCAUUGUGGUUUUGAGCUUCUGGGUGAACAUGGUGCAGUGCCAAGAUUUGAGUGGCAAUGGUCAAGUAGACGACCCUGCUGUUCAAGUUAUGACACAGUUUGUUUAUAGCACGCUUUCCAAUCUCACUUCAGUUCUCAGUCGGCAGAUCAGCAACCACUCCAAUUUCUGCAUUAGGGACCCGGAUGCUGAUUGGAAUAAGGCAUUUAAUUUCUCUUCCAAUUUGGAUUUCUUGGCUUCGUGUGUUCAAAAAUAUAAAGAAAAUGUCGCCCGGCGCUUUUGCUCAGCAGCAGAGAUGAAAGCCUACUUCAAUACUUUCUUUGAAGGCUCUGGGAGUCCCAAUUAUCUAAAACCUAACAAGAACUGUAAUUUAACCUCUUGGCUUCCUGGCUGUGAGCCUGGAUGGGCUUGUAGUCUCUCCCCAAAUCAGCAGGUUGACCUUCAAAAUUCACAUGAAAUUCCUUCAAGAUCUCGUGACUGUGAUGCUUGUUGUGAGGGAUUUUUCUGUCCUCGUGGUCUUACAUGCAUGAUACCUUGCCCGUUGGGUUCCUAUUGCCCUCUUGCAACACUAAAUAAGGAUACCGGAACAUGUGAACCAUACAAUUACCAGCUGCCUCCAGGACAGACGAACCAUACUUGUGGGGGAGCAAAUUUAUGGGCUGAUGUUGCUAGUAGCCUUGAGAUGUUCUGUUCUGCAGGAUCUUAUUGCCCAACAACAAUCCAGAAAAGGGCUUGUGAUAGUGGACAUUACUGCCGGAUGGGCUCUACAUCUGAGAAACGCUGCUUUAGGUUAACUUCCUGUAAUCCGAACACUGCAAAUCAGGAUAUGCAUGCUUAUGGAGUUAUGCUCAUAGCUGCCACAAGUACUCUGCUACUCAUUAUUUACAAUUGUUCUGACCAAGUUAUUGCUGCACGGGAAAGGAGAUUAGCUAAAACCAGGGAAGCAGCAGCAAGAAGUGCAAGGGAGACAGUAAAAGCACGUCAAAAAUGGAAAGCUGCAAGAGAUGCCGCUAAGAAGCGUGCAAGUGGAUUGCAAGCUCAUAUAUCACGCACAUUUUCUCGUAAAAAAUCCAGCAGACAUCCUGAGCAAGUUAAGAUUUUGGAUAAAACAAAUGCUGAAACAGAUUCUGACUUACACCCACAUGUACAUACAAAUACACCAUAUGCUAGUACUUCAAGUGAGUUUCCGCCCUUAUCUAAGACAUCAAAAGGAAGGCAAAUGGAACCUGUUGGUCUGAUGAAGAUGAUGCAUGAUAUUGAAGAUGAUUGUCAAAACUUUGAACCUUUCAACCUUGAAAUUGGAGUGACAAAAGCAGAUGAUCACAUGCCAAAAGGAAAACAAAUAAAUACUGAUAGCCAAAUUUUCAAAUAUGCGUAUGCUCAACUUGAGAAAGAGAAAGCACUGCAGCAGCAGAACAAAAAUCUUACCUUCUCUGGAGUAGUUUCUAGGGCUACUGAUCCCGAAAUCAGGAAAAGGCCCCUGAUUGAGGUCUCUUUUACAGAUCUUACAGUCACUUUGAAAGCAAAUGACAAGCAUCUUUUGAGGUACGUAACUGGGAAGAUUAAACCUGGUCGCAUUACUGCUGUCAUGGGCCCAUCAGGUGCUGGAAAAACAACAUUUAUUUCUGCUCUGGCAGGAAAGGCAAUUGGAUGCAAGAUGACUGGUGCAAUUCUUAUAAAUGGAAAGGAUGAAUCAAUCCACUCAUAUAGGAAAAUAAUUGGUUUUGUUCCACAAGAUGACAUUGUGCAUGGAAACUUGACGGUUGAAGAGAAUCUUCAGUUUAAUGCUAAGUGCAGACUAUCUGCAGAUUUAUCAAGGCCUGAUAAAGUUCUCAUUGUGGAAAGAGUUAUUGAGUCUCUAGGGCUUCAGAUGGUGAGAGAUUCCCUGGUUGGAACGGUAGAGAAGCGGGGUAUCUCUGGAGGCCAAAGGAAGCGAGUAAAUGUUGGAUUGGAAAUGGUAAUGGAGCCUUCACUAUUGAUCUUAGAUGAACCGACAUCUGGUCUGGACAGUGCAUCCUCUCAGCUGCUGCUUAGAGCACUUAGACAUGAAGCUCUUGAAGGGGUAAACAUCUGCAUGGUGGUUCAUCAACCAAGCUAUGCCUUGUUCAACAUGUUUGAUGAUUUGGUACUUCUGGCAAGAGGUGGUCUCACUGUUUACCAUGGCUCAGCAAAGAAAGCUGAAGAAUACUUUUCCAGCCUUGGGAUCAAUGUCCCCGAACGUGUUAAUCCCCCAGAUUACUUUAUUGACGUUUUGGAGGGUAUGGUAGAACCAAAUACAAGCACAGGGGUGAACUAUAAGGAGCUUCCUAUCAAAUGGAUGCUUCACAAUCGAUACCCUGUACCCCCAGAUAUGCAGCAGCAUGCUGACAGGCUUGCUACACCUGCAGUGGGUGUAGAUCAAGAACAUAGAACAAAUCUUACUGGUGCAAAGGAAAGAUCUUUUGCUGGAGAGUUAUGGCAAGAUGUCAAAGGAAACAUGGAGUUUCAUCGGGAUAAAAUUAGGCAUAAUUUCCUAGUGUCCAAAGACUUGUCAAAUAGGAGAACUCCAGGCAUAUUCCAGCAGUACAGAUACUUUCUUGGGAGGGUAUCCAAGCAAAGAAUGAGGGAAGCUAGGUUACAAGCAGUAGAUUAUCUAAUCCUGUUGCUUGCUGGAGCCUGCUUAGGAUCAUUGGCAACAAUGAGUGAUCAAAGCUUUGGGAGUGCCAGUUACAUCCAUACCAUUAUUGCAGUAUCACUUCUAUGUAAGAUUGCAGCUUUGAGAUCAUUUUCACUGGAUAAAUUGCAGUAUUGGAGAGAGAGUUCAUCUGGCAUGAGCAGCUUGGCUUACUUUUUGGCCAAAGAUACAGUUGACCACUUUAACACGGUAAUCAAGCCUCUGGUGUAUCUCUCAAUGUUCUAUUUCUUCACAAACCCAAGAUCUACCUUUACAGAUAACUAUGUUGUCUUGCUGAGCCUAGUGUACUGUGUCACUGGCAUAGCCUACAUAUUAGCCAUUUUCUUCCAACCAGGUCCAGCUCAGCUGUGGUGUGUUCUUCUUCCAAUUGUUUUCACCCUUGUUGCAACAGAGACAAAAGACAGUGCAAUUUUGAAGAAAAUAUCUAAUUUGUGCUACCCUAAAUGGGCUUUGGAAGCUUUUGUGAUUGCAAAUGCUGAAAGGUAUUAUGGAGUCUGGCUGAUUACUCGUUGUGGGGCUCUUAUGAAAAGUGGCUUCGAUCUGCAUGCAUGGACUCUUUGUAUAUGCCUCCUCCUCUUUGCUGGUUUAGUUAGCCGAGGAAUAGCAUUCCUUGGUAUGUUCACAUUCAAAAAGAAGUAAGCUCAUACAUAUCUGACAUUCUAUCUUCAUCUACAAAACGGCGUGUACGGGUCUAGGGGCUUGCGGUUGUAGAAUUAAGCAUGCCAGCAAAGUCUCCUGCAGUAAAACCAAACCACAUUGAAUCUCUAUAACAUGAUAGUGAUACAACAACCUUCUAUUAAAGAUUGGUUGUCCCUUAGGCUUUACUGCCCAUUUCCUCCUGCAGGAAUGAAUGUCAUUGCUUACAAAGUAAGUACAUUCAUACAGUGUCUGCUGGUCAAAAGGCAGAAACAUAGUGCUAUUCCAUUCAUUUUUUAGGAAAGUGAAUUCCCAGAUAAUAUUCUGUUUUAGAUUUUUGUGCAAUGAAGCGCCAUACAGAUUGUACCAUUACCAUUUUUGUUCUAACCAUUGUUGCAAACAUUUCCUUGGUACCUAUGGAAGCAGAUUGUCCCAAUAUGGGGGGAACGGAACAGGAUAUAGUCUCUUGUGCUAUAAAUUUCUGUUUUCUAU